CUCGCUGUUUCCCCGUUCACGACGGCUUGACGCUGGUGCGCCCAGGCCCAGUCAAAACAAUGCAGCUUAGCGGGCCUGCCGCGUUUAGCUUAGCUUUAAAUAUUCAACACAUUUUUAACCGAUAACUUCGUCGUAAAGUGAAUUCACCGCCUGGCGUUUGAGUUCGGCGAGGUUCAGCCCGCGGUUAAUCGUGUCCGCGGCGCGUUUGGGGGCUUUUUGUACUCGGUUGGAAAAUGGAGACGGCUAGCAGGCGUCUGCUGCUCGGUAGCCCGCGAGCGGCGGUUGGGAGCGGCUGAGCACGCGACAGCAGGGACGGUCAGAGGCGGCAGAGGGCGGACACGCAGUGGGCGUCGAAGUUAAACAGCAAAGGCGGACUGAAUAACCUCCUGCUCGGUCGGACCGGUAGCAUGGUGGAGUAGGCUCUCCGCGGUGUUGACGAUAUCGGGCCUCUCCGACCGUCGGACGGUUCGCGCUCACCGGGGGGGGGUGGAGGAUCACCAUGGCCCCGGGCUCUCUGGUGGCGGCCUGCCGCAGCCUGGCCCUCUCUACGUGGCUGCUCUCCUUCUGCUUCGUCCACCUGCUGUGCCUGGACUUCACCGUGGCCGAGCGGGAGGAGUGGUACACCGCCUUCGUCAACAUCACCUACGUGGACCCGGCCACCUCGGAGCUGCGCACCGAGAAGACGGAGUGCGGUCGGUACGGGGAGCACUCGCCGAAGCGGGACGCCAAGGGGGUGGUGGUGCUGCCCGCCGCCCCGCACGACCGCCAGGCCUGCGACCCCAACACCCGGUUCGCGAUGCCCGCGCAGGCCGGGGCCUGGGUGGCGCUGAUAGCCCACGGCAACUGCACCUACAAGGACAAGAUCCGCCACGCCGCAGACCACAACGCCUCGGCGGUGGUCAUCUUCAACGUGGGGUCGGCUAAUGCUAACGACACCAUCACGAUGCCUCACCUGGGUACAGGUGAGGUGGUCGCCAUCAUGAUCCCGGAGCCGAAAGGCCGCGAGGUGGCGUCGCUGCUGGAGCGUAAUGUGACGGUCACCAUGACGAUCACCAUCGGGACGAGGAACCUGCAGAAAUACGUGAGCAGGACGUCGGUGGUGUUCGUGUCCAUCUCCUUCAUCGUGCUGAUGAUCAUCUCGCUCGCCUGGCUCGUCUUCUACUACAUCCAGAGGUUCAGAUACGCCAACGCACGAGACAGGAACCAGCGCCGUCUCGGCGACGCGGCGAAGAAGGCCAUCAGUAAGCUGCAGGUUCGCACCAUCAGGAAGGGCGACCAGGAGACGGAGGCCGACUUCGACAACUGUGCCGUCUGCAUCGAGGGCUACAAGGCCAACGACGUGGUCCGCAUACUGCCCUGCAGACAUUUGUUCCAUAAGAGCUGCGUGGAUCCGUGGCUGCUGGAUCAUCGCACGUGUCCCAUGUGCAAGAUGAACAUCCUCAAAGCCCUGGGCAUCGCUCUGAACGCAGAUUGCUUGGACGACCUGCCGCUGGACUACGACCUAGCCCUCGGCGGUGUGGGUGGGGGUGGGGUGGGCGGAGUCGGGGCCCUGGCCCUGGAGGCCGUGGUGUCCGGGGCGUCCAGCGACGGCACGCUGAGCGAGGGCGGCUCCUCGGUGGUGCUGGACCCCGGUGUGCGACGGGUGGGGCUGCCGCAGGACUACCAGGACCCCGACACCCUGAGAGACAGCCCUCUGACGGCCACCACCGACACACACACAGGUGACGCACACACAGGUGAGCUACAGCCAAUGGCGAGCAGCGCCUCAGUGGCAUCCCUGGUCAUCACCGUGGAAACGGGUCUCUCAGACGAGGAGGGGUCCAUGGAACAGUCUCAGCUGGCGGACAAGUCCUGAGAGGAGCCUCAAAGAGCCAAACCAGAACCCGGGUCAGAACGGUCUCCGAUCAGGUUCAGGUUUUUAACAGACUUCAGUGGACCUGGAGGUCUGGAGAACGACCUGACUGAAACCAGAUCUGAACCAACCCUGAGUUUGACCCUGGGUUUUUUCUCUUUGGACCUGUGUGAUACAAAACUUAGCUGAACCAAACCAGCUGGGACCCCAGGUGGACUCGAGCCUAGCUAGAACCAGGGUCUAGACUUUGUUUUGACAUAGUGUUGAAUAAACGUGUGUGUGUGUGUGUGUGUGUGUGUGUGUGUGUGUUGGUUUUGAUCUGGACUCAAAGGACACUGACUGACCUGGUUUGGCUUUAUUUUUAGUCUCCUCUUGGACACUUGGGGAGGUUGGACCCAGGACCUAACCUGGGCUAACACGGGUGUUAUCCAGUGUGCUUACCUUGGUCUUACCCCAACCUCUCCUCGCUUUAACCAGGUGUUUUUCCAACGCUAAGCUGGGAUAUAACUCGGUCUCCCUGUCUGUCGUCGCUUCGUGCAGAUGUCUUAAUCAACCCACAUUUGCCUCAGUUCGUGCUGAUGCUAGAAACGGACUACCCAACUUAUUUCUUGGACCCACCCAUCUGUCAUUAAUCCUGACAAACGUCCACGGAGACAGAAAGAAGUUCAAAUAUAAAUCCAGUCCUUCAUUUCAAAUAUUGUGCAACCUCUCUCGACGUUUGUCUCCUGACUUGAUGGACUUUCGAAGGGCGGAUGGGAUUCUCCGCAGGACACGUUUAUACUCGGAGAACACGAGGAUGAUCUCAAACUCGCCUCGGUACUCGCGCGAAACAGAGUUUGAACCUGAGAAAGUCGGCUGCCAAAAGAGGAAACGCUCUUCAAAGGUCGCUGUUGUCCUGCAUCCGCAAAUCUGGAGGAUCUUGACGACAGCACGAGAACUCUAAACACCAGGUCGUGUGUUUUUUAAAAAGCGUCGGGUGAGCGAUCCAGGCCAGGAAUCUAGAUCUACCUGCGUGUGUCUACCUGUUGUACUUCAGUAAGGACUGCUCUUGUCGCUGCACCUUUUUGUGGGAUAUUCUGUUACCUGGUUUUUCCAGGCAGAGAGGCACAAAAAACUGUAUCGGGGCUGCUCGCUUCCUGUCCUGGUCUGGAUUCUUGGAUUCUCUGGUUUUAUUUAGCUCAUUUUGAUUUGUCUGCGCCGACGUGCCAGGCGCUGUUUCUUGAUGUGUGCGACGUCUGCAGUGACUGACUGGAAGAGUUUUAUUUUGAAAGGACAUACCAGCUACACUGGGCAGAUGAUUCGGUUUAUUUCUUCUUCUGAUGUUCUGCUAAAACGGCGGACUCCUCGCGGCAGUAUUACAGCUACAGUAUUGAAUAGCAACUACACAGUGUUUUGUUUUUUCUCUCUUUGCUGUAUAAUUCGAGGCUCUUUUAUCUUUACAGUACUCCGACAGUAUUUGGUUUGGAUGCUUUCUGUCCUCGGCUGUGGUUCCUAACAGGGUUCCUAUGUGCGUCUGGAAAACUGACGACAAUUAGAAAUGCUCUUGAAUGUUUGCAGGGCUGUACAGAAGAUUAUAAGGUGUAUAAGUGGUUGAUAAAGUGUCUACUUUCACUACAACAAAUAAUGUAGAAGUAAAAGGUGUGAAAUUAGUGACAAAUCUUGCAGCUUGGGUCUCAAAACAUACGGAUCGUUCGGAGAAAAUAGUUACGAGAGAAAUGCUUCACCACCACCUAUUCUCUUUUAAAUAGUUUCUCUGUUUAUACGACUAAAAAAAAACAUCCGUAACGCUCGGCAGACACUGCAUGUUUUCAUUGAUCUUUUGUUAACUCGCGUCACCCGAUUUUAAUCGGCUCACACUGUACGAACCAACUGGCCGUCCGCGACCUGGAGCUCACGCUGAAGUUAACAGCAACCCCCAGUCGGUUUCAUCCAGUGACGAUUCAAAUAAAGUUCAUUCAAACAAGACGACAGUGUCCUCAAUAAUGCUGACAAAAAAAGAGACAGAGGCAGCGUUACUUUGUGCAAUUCUACUACGAACGAAGAGCCAAAGCCGGAAGAUGCAGACAGUCUGAUCUGUUUUAGCCACAGCGUGUAAAAUACUCCGGUAAUAUUAAAACAAGCUCGGUUCUGUUUAUAACGGAUGUUUUGACAGCAGCCAUGUUGUUGAAAUUGGACCACGGAGCUGCUCAAACUGCGAGACAGCCGGCAGUUUCUGACAUACCAUCCGAUUGUCUGAGAGCCAGAACGUUCAUGCAGUUAAUCGUUCGAGAGUGAGGGUUGAUCAAUUUGGGGUUAAAUUAAUUUGGGGCCUUAAUCCGUGCAGUGUCUGCCUGGCCUGGAGAGGAUGGAAAGACUCUCCUCAUCAGUUUUGCGUCAUGGCCGUCUCUCCUAGUCGUAACGUUCGGCAAACGUCGUCCUCCGUUAAAAUGCCAUGUAGGAACCCUGUCCGUAGUGUUGUUUUGUUUUUCUGUCCGUCCAUCUGUCCGCCACCGCGGCCUCAUGCUGCCUUUUUAAAAUAUUUACCUUUAACCCUGACAAUCAAGGAUCUUUUACUUGCUAGUCGGGGAUCUUUUCUCCUGAGCUUAAGCGAACCUAAGAAGCGUUUUUCAAACCCGUGGUCUGUACGCCACAAAAGAUGUUAGCUGCCAUUACCAUUUCCAGACUAACGCCACCAAAACGAGCUGUGAAAGACCGAAAAAAAAUGGCACCCAAGUUACAGAGACGUAGAAAUACAUUCAGAGCUGUAGACAGAGUUUAGCAAAGAAUCCUUCCCUGCUUUAGCGAACGUAGUUCAGCUCAAAACCGAGCAUGUAAAUAUAAAAUGUAUAUUCCACAAGUUCACUACGCCACAUGACAUUGUCGUCGGUUUGCCAAACAGAUGUGCAGACUGCGUAGGGCCGCGGUCGCGUCGUCGCGUGUCGCCUGAAACUAAGAGAGAGAUAAAGAUUGUCGUCUAUUUUGAUACCAGAGGAGACGUUUAUUUUUGUAACGAAGACACCCAGCAGCAAAGACUGAUUCCCUCCCCUCGCGACCCUGGUGAUCCUCAAUGUGACUGAGUAUCGAUCAGGCAGAUUUAAGUGUUGAUUAUUUGUCUAAACGUACAUACAUACAGAACGUAAAGGACCUUGACGAUAUGAACCUAAACUAUUGCAAGUUUGUCCGUAAACAUUCGGAUCUGAUUGUUAAUGUAGCCUGAGAACUGAGCUCGACGAAGGACGGAGAACCAAUGCUGUACUGUUUAUUUCCCAUCUCUCUCUCUUUUGGUACUAAUGUCUGUUAACCAGUCUGAAUGGAAAAUAAGAACCUGUUUGACUGGUGAAAUUAAUUUUAAAGAACAGCAUACAAAUCACAACAUUUGACUUCUGAAACUGAACAUAAAACAAUAAAUUUAAGUGUAUUCAAGAGCGUUUAAUGGCCUUGCAUUGUGUUUCAGAUCAAAACAAUGUGCUGGACCUGCAGACUGUGAAUUUUAAGCAAAGCAAAUCAUACAAAUCCAAAAUAACGAAAAAACAUCAGGAGACAUGAUGGGAUUUGUAGUUCCCCAUCAUGCAACUGUAUGUAUAAAUAAUUAACAGGAAAUGCAGCUGGGUUUUCGUCAUGAAAAUUUAGCUUUCCGAGAAUAAUAAUUGGUACUUUGUACUAAAUUGGUAAUUGUAAGAGUAAAAAGCAGUACUUGUGUUGGUGUUUCCAGUCGUACCAGUCAGUUCAUUUUCUCUCAGAAACCAGGAAGACAUUUUUAAGUUUUGCUUCCUAAUCUUUUCUCUCUCCUCGCAGUUUAUAACAAACACUAGUACUAAUUUGAACACUGGUAAAAUGGUGGAGCGCGUAUUUACUGUAACGUAUGAAGAUGCCUGCGUCUUGGCCAAUUUUCAGUGAAUGUUUUAAAUAAAGUCACUUCCUUUUGUGUUUUAUAAGCUUUAUUUUCAAGGGAUUUAAUUGAUUUUCAACUUUGCACUGUUUCAUUCUCUUAUUUUUUUUUUUAUAUGUGACUGCAAUUCUGCUGCCACGGUAGCGAAAGUGAACUGAACUCGACCCUCUGAAUCCGUUUCUCUUGUUCUAGUAGAGACUGAGGCUGCUGUGGCAUGUUGGUCCCCCACCUUUCCAUCGGUAUCGAACCCCAAACGCUGUUUAGUUACCAGCCGAAAUGUAAUCGAAAUGGCAUCGAAUGUCUGGUCAGAUUCGUAAAUUGUGUACGCACUCUUACAUCGACGUUUUCGGCUGUUUUUGUUUAGACGAACUUUUCUACGGCUGUGAUUAGACAAAAGUUUAACAUUUGAGAAGAGAUCGCGUAUCAGCUAGUGUCGAGAAACGUCAAACAAUACCCAGAAUGUAGGCCAAUGAUAAACCAGGCGAGUUAAGUAUUCCUGCUCUUCCUUCGUAACGAGUUCGUUAACGUACGGUAACGAAUUAGAAAGCCUGAUUCUCCUUUUGGAAACGUUUAUCGCUGUCGUCUUUAGAUAAAGUCGAAGGGAACUGGGAAAAACACCUGAACAAGUUUUUGUUUUUUAACUUUACGGGGCCGAAAGAGAGCUUCCUGCUUUGUAGGACGCGGACAGAUAACUUUUCAACUUCUUAUCUCUUAAAUAUAACUAGUAUCUCAUAAUUAUGGAUCUUGUAAUUACGAGAUACUAAAUCAUAAAUAUGAGAUUAAGAAAUCGUAAUUUUUUUUUUAAUUCAGUGGGCUUCAAUGGUAAUAACAGAUUUUGUGAAUCUCUUCCAAAAUCAGUUUGUCAAGAAGCUAACGCGUUAACGUCGGGACCCUCGUGUCGCUGCCAGUAAUGACGUCUGAUUGGUUCUUUGUUUCUUCCAGUGGCUGUUUCCCCCUGGAUGCUGUGUUUUGAUUGGUUGCUGAGCCUUUUUGUUGAUGCACUUUAAUUCUGUUUCUCUGGAAGCUUCUGGAAAAGUCUCUCCUUCCGCGAUUUUUACUUCUCUGUUUUCCCUCGCAGCCCUCCGCUGUUAAUUUUUAACACUUUCUGCUGCACUUCCGUUUUCUCUCGUCAUCUUUCCCGCUUCGUUUUUGUUUUUGUUUGCUUUCCGGUCGUUGUCUUUUCUCUCGUCUUCCCUCAACAUUUCUGUGUUGGGGAUUGUUUUUGUGAGAUGGUGUUUGGAUUGAAAAAGGAUCCGGAGAAAUGUUUUCUGGUCCCUAUUAAACUACAAAUCGUAUGGAUUUGUAGGCCGACUGCCAUAUAUUUUGCCAUAUUUUGUAAUUUGUGUUGUAGUUUCUAAUCUCUCUCUGCUGAAGCAGGUGAAUUCUGAGCCACGUAAUCCCGCUGGGAUUAUACGUUUUAAUCUAAAUUUCUGCGGAAACGUACAAAACUGACACGCAUCCUGCUUUAUAGGUGGAUUUGAAUACAUUGCAGCAGCUUUGCUAGUGUAGAAGAGGAAAUCAUCGGCAAAGAAAAGAGAGAAAAACGAAACUAAAAUUUCAGAUCCUUCCAGAGAGACGGCGAAAGUUGAGACGAUGCGUUAGUAGCCAUGUUAACCCCUCUGCUACCGUGACAACGGGGUGUGAAGUGGUGUUGUGUGUGUGUGUGUGUGUGUGUGUGUGUGUUUGUACAAUAUUAAAUGUUUUACAGAGCGUCUGUUUGUGCGGUUGUCCUGUGCACGCAAACGCAAAAAUACCUACAUACACACGUGUAAAUACGCCGUGACGCCAUGUUUGUUUCUGUGUUUCAGUUGUUGCACGUGUUCUGAUUCAGGACAGAAUUUAAAUAAAAUUUCAUCGCAAGUUUUUUGUUUUUAUUCCAA
This is a messenger RNA of Siniperca chuatsi (mandarin fish), 7600 nucleotides long. Its product is annotated as RING finger protein 150-like. Lineage: Eukaryota; Metazoa; Chordata; Actinopteri; Centrarchiformes; Sinipercidae. Bases 500 to 1855 code for a protein of 451 amino acids. The record is from RefSeq and is a predicted model, not a curated record. The transcript is spliced from 6 exons.